Molecule: messenger RNA, 836 nt
Organism: Paramecium pentaurelia
Lineage: Eukaryota; Ciliophora; Oligohymenophorea; Peniculida; Parameciidae
Source: the annotation of a GenBank genome assembly
AUGAAAUUUUCAUUUUUGAAACAUAAUUUAGCCGAAUUAAUUGGUAAAGCAGAAUAAUUAGAUUCACCUAGCUCUAUCAUUAAGAAAUUUGGUCCAUUUCUUAUGACUAGUUUAUUUAAUCAAAAACUUUAAGAGAGUCAAGAAGUAAUUAAUUAUAUGGAGAAAAAUAUUGAUAAAAGUAUAUUCAUUCGAAACAUUACACAUGAUCCUAAUGCUAAAAAUUGGAGAACUAAUUAUAGAAAAUCAAUUGAAAGUUUAGCAUGUUCAAUCAUAGUUGAUAAUCAAAAUAUCAUAGAUAAACAUUUUACAUCUACAUUAAAAGAAGAAUAAAUUACUUUAGCAGAAGCAUUACCAUUAGUGUAUACAUUGGUUAUUCAGAAAAUAAAAAAGUGGAAUAUAACAAAUGAAUAAGAAGUUUUAUAAAGAUUAAACUAUUUACUCACUAAUUAAAAAUAGGAAUAAUAAAAAAUGAAUAUAAACAUACUAUAUCAAAAACAUUUCUUAUCUGAUCUAGGAUUAUAUUACCCAGAAUUGCUUGCAUAUUCAUAAGGUAAGAUCUUUUGUACAGAAUUACCAUUGGAUUACUUUAUUGGAGAUAUGAAAGUAGAAUACAAAGAUUUCUUUAUAGAAAAUAAUAAUUUAAUUGAUUUAAAAAUAGGAGAUUCAGUAUAUGUAUUCAUGUACCCAGAUGAAUUCGAUAAUUAAACAAUCAAAGCAUUUUUGUUAAAAUAUGUUAGAAUUAAGAGAUUGCAAGAAUUCUAUUCUAAUAUACAUGUUGUAUGGUGUCAUAAAGGAAUGAAAAAACAAGAGUUAUUUGAUGCAAUUAGUAUCUGAGA